Chenopodium quinoa (quinoa) is the source of this 1098-nucleotide messenger RNA. RefSeq lists its product as uncharacterized. The transcript is spliced from 2 exons. The record is from RefSeq and is a predicted model, not a curated record. NCBI's taxonomy places the organism in Eukaryota, Viridiplantae, Streptophyta, Magnoliopsida, Caryophyllales, Amaranthaceae. The coding region runs from base 1 to 1098 and encodes 365 amino acids.
AUGCUGGGUAGGAAAGCACCUGGUGACUCAGUUAAGCGGGCAGAGGUCACCCGGGAAGAGAACACACCCAGAGUGGACCAGCCGAGCAGGGCUGAGCAAAACCGAAGGGAAGCGGACAGGGCAGUAGGACUAAGAAGGUCAGACCCAAAGAGAGGGCCAAGGCCUGGGAGGUUUGACCAAUAUACCCCAUUAACCCAUUCUAGGUCUCAUAUAUUCAGCGUGAAUAAAGCUGAUCACAAGUGGCAGAGACCCCCGAGGAUGGUUAACAGGAAUCGUGAUACCCAGCAAGUGGACAAAAUAGAAGACUUAGUCAGGAGAGGGUACUUGAAUCAGUUUAAGAAGCGCGAUGACCCUCCCAAAAGGAGGAAUGAGGAUAGAGCAGACCGCCCUGACCGCAGAGGUCAUAGGGGCCCAGCCGGAGAUAAAGACAUAGAUGGCAAGUUAGAAGGCAGGGUGUAUGUGAUCAGCGGGGGUCCAGUACAUGGGGUAACAGUUAAUAGAGCACGGGCUGACCUGCGGGCGAUGAUACAUCAAAUAAAUGACAAUGAUAAGCGUAGAUGGCCACCUCUUCCCUCGCAGCCGCAGGCCACGUUUGACGAGUAUGACCAGAAGGGCAUAAUUUACCCUCAUGAUGACCCGCUGGUGGUGACAAUGAGAAUCGCAAACUGGGAGGUGGAUAGAAUAUUGAUAGACAGAGGCAGCUCAGCUAACAUCAUAUACAUCAGUGCGUUCAACGAGCUGAAGUUGGACAGAAAAGACCAGAAGAGGGUGAGCUACGAAGUCACCAGGUUUAAUGGGUCAGGGCUUACGCCAGAAGGUAUAAUCGAACUCUUAGUCCGAGUAGGGGAAAGAUCAAGAAGGCGUGAUGUCCGGGCAGAGUUCCUCGUAAUAAACUCCCCUUCACCCUACAAUGUGAUCAUGGGAAGACCGCUCAUCCACAAGAUAGGCGGGGUGGUAUCCACCUAUCACCUUGCCAUGGCCUACACAACUAAUGAGGGAUGGUCAGCAAAGCUCAGGGGAAGUCAGAAGACAACCCAGCAAUGUUACAUAACUGCCCUAAAGCAGCCCGUAAAAACCAGACAGCAACCUGGUUCUUAG